AUGCUCCUCGUGAAAGCUGCCAUCUGCCCAUGGGCUCUUCUUGCAGUGCAAGUGUUCGGCCUGGUCAUCACACGGGAUUCGGACCAAAAUGUCUUGGCCACCGAUACAAUAACAACGACGCCUUCUACUCCCACUUCCAACUUCGAUUUGCAUAUCCUACAGACUGAAACUCCCACAGCAAGUCUCUCAGUCGCUGAAUCUAUACCUCUUAUAACGCAAGCUCCGGCCUCGAGCGCUGGCGGCAUUCGAAAACGCCAGCCAUGCUGCUUCGAUGAUCGAGGUUUCCGAGUUGAUUGUGCAACAUGGACUGGCUACUACUAUACUUGGGGUCCCAGCGGAAACCCGUACGAAGGCGGACCUGAGUGUGACGGCAACUGGAACGGUGACGGAAGCGGCAGUGGCGGCGGGACCGGCAGUGGACAGAAUGAUGGCAAUGGUCAAGUGGCGCCUUACGACAGCUCAGCAACGACAUGGCCUCAACGCGAAUUCAACCUGGCACUCGGCAUUGGCCUACUGUUGAUAGCAGUGAUGCUGUAG
This is a messenger RNA of Cyphellophora europaea CBS 101466, 537 nucleotides long. RefSeq lists its product as uncharacterized. NCBI's taxonomy places the organism in Eukaryota, Fungi, Ascomycota, Eurotiomycetes, Chaetothyriales, Cyphellophoraceae. Bases 1 to 537 code for a protein of 178 amino acids. The transcript is spliced from 2 exons. The record is from RefSeq and is a predicted model, not a curated record.